Porites lobata is the source of this 1257-nucleotide messenger RNA. Lineage: Eukaryota; Metazoa; Cnidaria; Anthozoa; Scleractinia; Poritidae. The record is from the annotation of a GenBank genome assembly.
AUGUUCAAAGCAUGCAAGUUUAGUUUAUUUGACAGUAAAAGCACCCAUGAUUUGUGCCAGGAUGAUGAUGAAUUGCCUGAUCUUGCCUCUACCUCACAGCUCCAGAAAUGGCACAAAAAGGGUCGAGGGGACAAAAUAUCUGCCCAACCAGUAAUGGAAGUCACCGUUACUAAGACUAAACUAGAUGAGGCAAGGUGCAGAGAAGGAGUGAAAUGCUUGAUACAUGAUGCAAGAUGCAACCCCGAGCAUGACUUUCAAGCUGAAAUGAACUUGAAAAAGGCUCUUGAGAAAAUAAAUCCUCAAAUGGGUUUAUCAAUAAUGGCAAGAGAGGAUUCUUCUCUCAGCAAAUGUGUGGAGACGAAGUUUGGCAAAAGUCAAAUUGGCUCAUUUUGUAGCUACCAAUUGACUCAUACUGAGGCAAACUUUGUGGCUACCAUUGACAUUUCAUCUGUACCAAGAAAUGACAUUGGUGAAACUGAACUGACUUAUCCCAGGUUCCCGCUAAACUCGGGUAGUGAUUUUGUAUGGCCUGACAACUUGACUGUGUCUGAAAAGGCACUCAUCAGUUCUCUUGUGGUUGAUGAAAUUAAGAUCAACAAUAUUGAGGAAGCCACAAGAGAUCAAUCAUCCUCAGAGCAGUGGAAGAAGGAACGAAAAUUCAGAUUCACUACUUCAAAAUUUGACCUCAUCUCAAAAAGGCAAAGGAACCAUGAGAAGUUUGCAGUGGAUCUCAUUAAUCCAAAGCCAUUCACCUCAAGGUAUGUGGAACAUGGCAUAAAAUAUGAACUAAUUGCUAUCCAAGAGUAUGAGAAAGUAAUGUUCACACUGAAGACACCUGUUAAGGUUUUUAAGAGCGGGUUUGUUGUUUGUCUGGACAUGCCAUUUUUGGGGGGCUCACCAGAUGGCAGAGUUGUCGAUUUUGGAUGCCGGUAUCAUUUUGGACUUGCCGAAGUAAAAUGUCCUGAAACGAAAUUUCAAGUAACCCCACUAGAUGCCUGCCAAGACCCCAAUUUCUUUUGUGAGGCUGUCAAUGGACAAUGUAAACUGAAAAAGAAUCAUGCAUACUAUACUCAAGUGCAAGGCCAAAUGGGUGUAAGUGGAGCAUCAUGGUGUGACUUCAUUGUUUACACAAAGAAGGGCAUUUCUGUAGAGAGAAUUCCAUUUGAUCCUGCCUACUGGGAAACUCUGAAGCUAAAGCUUCACACAUAUUACUUUAACCAUUUUAUUAAAACUGCAGCAACUGAGUUUGCAAAGUAA